GUCCCCCUUUCUCUUUCUCAGCUUUUCGUCUUUUCGCCCGCUGUCUCUCCUUUUUGUUUUCUUCAUACUUUGCACGGCCGUAAUAAAUAAAGUACGUCGCAAGCCAGGGGAUUCAAUAUAUCUCACGUUUGAGCAUCCAGCUAAUAAAAAUGAUUACGGCGUUACCGGUACCUUCGGUGAAAGUCUUUCACAAGACUUACUAUCAGGAGAAAGGGUUGCGGAUAGGCAAUAGCCAACCGGGAAGUCCAUUGGCGGAGAGUGAGGCGGUACUGGCUAUGAUAGACAAAGAACCACCGGAGUACUAUUUUUGCGGAAAGGUAAAUUCCCUGUACGUCGUUGUCGGCUCGCUGUUGCUGGGAGCGGUGGUGCUUGUUGUCGGUCUGGUUCAACUCGCUCCGGGUGCGGAAGCAGCACAAAACUCGGCGGCGCUGAUCGCCGCCGGUAGUGGCCUCCUGGUGAUAGGGGUGUUCCUCGCCCCGUUGAGAGCCGUGUGCAUCAGAAAGCAGAGCGCGGCGCAAAAGGACGGCACCCAUCAGCGAAGCGUCACCAGUAUAGAUAUGCUGUUGGCUCAACACAGGGAUUUCACGGUCCUGACACCCGACGAACUCGAGGAUCUCGUGGGCCGGUCGACGUCCAACAACCUGGAGAACAAACCUCUCAAACAAGGUCACAAUACCUAGGUACUGCCUGCCUCGAGGAAGGUAUUACCUUCCGCGUCAGCCGCGUCUCCGCCGUGCACGAGUACCACGCCACCAUCGUCCGUCACGUCGUCAGGACCAAGUUCCUCCAUUCUGUACACGCAUCGUUACGAUACGCGCGAGCAUAGUUUGGUUUAAUCAAUGUGCGCACUCGCUACAUUAUUUCCGAAUAGAGCCGUCACGCAUUUUCUAACGAUGCAAGAUUGCGAGCGAAACGGGAGCUCUUUGAGCUUCAAGAUUGCGAUGUAGCACGACUCGUCGCAAAGUAAGAAAGUGGCCGCGGGAUACACACGUAGACUUCAUCAUAUUUGAAAAAUUCUUUCUCCGACACAGUAAUCACUGCUUUUUUCUCGAGACUUUUCGUUUCUCUUGACCUUUUCAUUCGCGUUUGUCGCGUUGAAAAAUGAUUUGAUUGAUGAUGACGCGCGCUCGAAUGUUUACUCGAACGCGUUUGACAUUUCUUUGUAUCUACGUAUGAAUGACAGCAAAUAGAGGAAUUUAAACAAGUUAUUUGGUAUUAAAUAUUCACGUAUUGUUUUUUUUGCUCGCUGACCUUAUGGUAUUAAAGUUAAAUUACGAUACGUGAUGGCAGAGGGUGUGUACUCUUAAUUAUGUUAUUACAGUUGACGUUAUAUCAGUCGGUCGUACGACAUGGACGAGUUAUAAGAUGAUUAGACUCGCACGCUAAUUGCAUGCAGCAAUAUACAUGAAAAACAUCAAAAAUAUUUAUUGCGAAAAAUAAAGCCGACAAAGGCAACAAUUUCGUAGCGAAAACAUAAUACUUAGUGCAAUCUUUAUUCCGAAGAAAAGCUCAAGUAUAAGCUCAAGUAAUAGCUUGGAAAGAACGCCCACGCGAGUAAUUUGCAGAAAAGAGAAGAGUUUAAGUUUAAGUUUAAAAUGUUUAAAUCGAGUUUCGGCAGGGCCGAAUUUAGAGUCUUGAAAGAGGGACAAUCGUGCAAAACACGGAUAUAAAUAUUGAUAAAAGAAAACAAUCACAUAAUAUUUUUCACGAAAUACCUUGUUCCCCCUGUAUCUUAUGCAACAGUAGAAACCUUUCUUGAUUUUCUAAAAAUUCUUAUCUUAUGCGAUUCCCACCGCCACCUAUUCCAAUUGUCCCUCGUACUCUUAAAUCCGGUCCCUCUCGGACAAUUUUUCUAAAUCUUUCGCGAAUAUAUAAAGGUUCCGCGUGGUUAUCGCGCGUUCUUCAUCGCUGCGCCAAUUAAAUUUAUUUUCGUAUAUUUUCAUUAUCUUUUAUCGAGCUAAAUUAUAAAACAAAUUUAUAAUUACGUACAUUUAAAUCAGAAAUUCUCUUUAAAAAAAAAAAAAAAAAAAAGUGAUUUGCUAUAUUUAAAGUAAAAAUGAUUGUUUGCAUUUCUAAUCAAAUAUGUGGCGUUUCAAGAAUCAGAAAUUAUUUACACCAUUACGCAUCCCAGAUUCAAAAUGCAAUUAUCAAAGGCAAAAAGUAGUACUUUGUCCGUGUUGUAAUACCAUAGAAAUUUUAUCGACAUCUUUUCGUGUUACAGAUUGUUAGGAGAGAUACUUUAACGUUGGAGGCACAAUCUUUUUUACUAUAUAAAUAUGUAGUAACGGACGUUACUUUCUCAAAGACUAAAUUGUGUUCAAUUUAUGGAUGAAUGAGUCUGAUGUACCGGAACAACUUUGUCGUAUAUAUCUCUAUUGCGAGUUAUUUAAAUAAAGAUAUAUAAAUUUGCGUGAUAUAGCUAUAGAUAAGAUUUGAAAAUCUUCUUCGACAAUUGUCCCCCGCAGGACGAUAAAAGAAAUAAGAGGAUAAAAGAAAUUAUACGCGUAGAAGACUUUGUCGUAUGUAAAUUUUACGAAUAUUUCUUUGUCAAAUUUUUUAAAACGCAUACUCAUCGUGUGCAAUGAUAGGAUGACACAGAAAGUCACGCGAUAUGUAUAGCCCUAUCGAUAGGCCGCGCAUAAUGUCAAGAUCGUUGAAUGGAAGGGUGAAACGGUAUAAUAUGUUAGAUCGAAUGAGUAACGACGAACCUCACGCGCAAUGAAACAUACCGAGAUCAAUACGAUAUGCUUAUAUAGAGGUGGCGUGCAAAGAGCGGGAAUCGGCAAACUGAGUGUGCCCGAUCUGGGUUUUUAAAGUCCUUUAGCGAGAAUCUAAGCGCCAGGCGCAAUUAGCUCUCACCUUCGAAACUUCCGAGUUCUAAUUACGAAAUGAGGCCUUGAUUUAAAUUCUCGCUCGAACAAGGUCGAAAACCGAAAAGCUUGUUCGUGACUGUCGAUUUUCGCCUUUUCCACGAUUCGCAGCUUAGUAUACAAAUCACAAUUAAACGCUUAGGAUAGAUGUACCAGAGUAUCGAUGUUUUUGUUGGAAAAGAAAAAAGAUCGAAACUUGAUAUUUGUCCGUCAUGUCGAUCUUCUUUCCAUCUCGUCAUCUAAUUUUUCAGAUUCAUUAAGGUCGGGAAUUUUCUUAUUUCAUGAAUGCGAACAAAUAUAUGUAGUCUUAGCAAAGUAAUAUUAAUGCAAUUAAGUUUACGCGAAAGUGUAAUCGCCUAACGUAGAAACAUAAAUCAAAACGCUAGAAGGCUAAUAAUAAUAAGCGACUCUGAUCAUAUAAUUUAUCCACUAUGUACGCUAGAAAGGGUAUCGUCUCAGUUUUUAUUCCUAAUCUGUAAAUUAUUCGAUAUUUCUGUAAAAUAAGCAAACUUUUAUUACGUAUUCAUAGAUUUGACCUAAAACGCCAAUCUCGCUACUGUUUAAUGUUUAAUAAACAAAAUUGGCAAAUUAUUUUCUUUUGUCCAGUAAAAAGUACAUACGCCUCUAUAAAAAUAAAAUAUUGAUUAAAUUUUUGCCGUUUAAAUCAGCAACUAGAGAUAUUUAUUUCUAGUGAACAACAAGCUUUGAAGAGGAAACAUAUCUAUCGAGUCGGCUAUAUGAGUAGAGAUAUCUUUUUAUUGCCAUUAGUGGAUAUACGUGAAGGAAGGAGAAUAGCAAUUAAGGAAAAUAACUGUCCACAUUAUCCAUAUGCUGAGAGGCUUGCAUUUGUCGUGAGAUUCCUAUUGAAUGUUUGCCUUAAUUUCAGAGAUAAAGGUAUCGUUGAAAUGUGAAUGAUAAAUUCUAUUUACGCAAAAAAUUCUAGUUACAAAGAGAAGAGCGCGAUUAAUAUUUUCAAAAUACUUUUAAAUUUACUAUAUUUUUUAAUUGCCAUGUUUAUCCGCGCGGGAGAAAACACUUUAUGCAGUACUUGUAAACAGGAAACAAAGGAGAUCCGGUGCAUUUCUGCUGAUAGAUAUAAUUUGCCGCGGUAAGUUUUUUAACAUAACUUUAAGGCGAGUGCAACAAGGAAAUAAUCAUCGAUAAUAACGCGAAUAGUAACGUGUGAGAUUGUAUGUGUGAGGCGUUCGCAUCUAAUAGCGCGCAUAAAAUAUUAAAAAUUAUAAUUAAGAGAAAUAAUUGACAAUUAUUCCACAGAGCAUUAUACUAAAUGUUACAUGCGCGGAUUAUGUUACGGAUAUGAAACGUUAUAUACAUGACAAUUCCUUGUUGUACAAAAGGAUUGGUCAUAAUCUUAAGAGAUUCAACGCACAGAAUUAGCCGUAAGCAUUUUUAUAAUGGUGUUCUAUAUAUUAAUAUUAUUAUUAUAUUACUAUUACUGCUACUAUUACUACUCUACUACUAUUACAGUUAUAUUACUACCCAUGAGAGAUAGCUCGAUUUACUUGUGAUCCAGCCGCGAAUCGGCUGGCAGAAGUGUUCUCGUACAUGUCAUCGUCAUAAGGGAUUGGAUAGUAAUAUGCCUAGCCUUGUAUAUACGAAAGUUUGUAAUGGUGAGAAAAAAAAAAAAGAUUUUAUCGCGCGGGAUGGUAAUAUAUCGAUCUCGAUACGAUUUGCCGAUCUGCAAUUUUUAAUUAAAAACGUUAAAUUAAAUACGUUUUAAAUUAAAAACGUUUUAAAUUAAAUACCUUUUUAAUUAAUAACGUUUAAUUAAAAAAGCAGAUUAUAUCACGCGAUGUAAUCUUAAGAUGCAUAUCAUAUUUCUUGAAAAAAACUCGUCAGCUGUAUGUGAUUGCAGCAUUUUUUAAAUAUUUUUUUAAUACAUUUUAAUUUAAAAAAUAUAAAUUCUCUGUAAAUGUGCGCUAUAUUAUCUGUCUCAACAUAUAUAAAAGUACACUUAAUAUUCUGAAAUUAAUUCAAAUUUGUAUGCUGUAAUAUGUAUGUCAUUAUUAUUUUUUAAUAUACGUAUAAUUAUUUACUCGGUUAUAUUAAAUAGCUUGGACGGAAAAAUGACAAAUUUCUUUUAAAUUUUUUGCGAUUACGUGCACUUGAAAGAAAAUUCUAUGCUCUUUUAGAUCCCAAUGAUAUCAAGUUUCCAGCGAUAUCUUAAAUAACAUAUAUGAAUACUAGUGGAAAUAUGCUGCAACCACAACUUAUUUUGCAUCAUAAAAGAAUCUCUAUAAUCGUGAUGCAUAUUCAAUACAUUACGAUAUCAUAGUAUAUAUAAUAUCGAGAAAGUUUUACCGAUAAGCUCUUAAACUUAAAAUUAAAGUAGGAUGUAAGGGGAAUGUUGUAUCGCAAAGCGUUCGCGAUGACGCGGCCAUCAUUGUUGAGGCUGGUCAUCUUAGAGUGAUAAAAAAAAGGAGUGCGCAUUAUUAUUUUAUUCCGUGCUUUUUUAUCGCGCAACCAUAUAAUUUCACCAUAUAAAGUUUUAUUACUCGAAUGAUAAUGAUAUCGAAGACGCAGUGUACGUUGUAAUACAUAUUCGAGAUACAGGGAUUUUGCGGAUGUUAAAAAAAAAAAAAAAAUUGUGCUCCCGAUCCCUUCUGUCACUGCCAAAAAUUAAUUAUAAUGCGACAUUUAUAAAACGCGUGAAAACGUGGAAGCGAGAGUAUCGGCUAAUAAUGCGGCUAAAGCAUAUAAUUAAACCUCAACAAUAUGUUCCGCCAUUGUGAACAUGUCGGAGACGUUCUGCGUAACCAUUUAUUGGGAACAUUCUGACUUGCUUAAAAGUUUCGUUGAUCCGUAUAUUUUGUAAGCAAAGAUUAUAAGAUAAUAGCAGUAAAUAAAUAAAUAUUACUACUAUACGACACUUUAUU
Cataglyphis hispanica is the source of this 5767-nucleotide messenger RNA. RefSeq lists its product as uncharacterized. The record is from RefSeq and is a predicted model, not a curated record. NCBI's taxonomy places the organism in Eukaryota, Metazoa, Arthropoda, Insecta, Hymenoptera, Formicidae. The transcript has 4 exons. The coding region runs from base 150 to 680 and encodes 176 amino acids.